This is a messenger RNA of Ostrea edulis (European flat oyster), 914 nucleotides long. RefSeq lists its product as uncharacterized. The transcript is spliced from 7 exons. The record is from RefSeq and is a predicted model, not a curated record. Lineage: Eukaryota; Metazoa; Mollusca; Bivalvia; Ostreida; Ostreidae. Bases 84 to 896 code for a protein of 270 amino acids.
AACAAACAAUGAUCAAUCUCAUAACUCCUACAAGUAAUGCAAAAUAGAGAGUUUGACAAACACGGACAAACACGGACCCUUGGAUGUACCAGAGGUGGGAUCAAGUGCCAAAGAUGAGAAAACAACCCCUGUCGACCGGUCACACCCGCCGUGAGCCCUAUAUCUUGAUCAGGGCAAUGGUCCUUUUGGUAUUGACAAGUCUUCUAAUCGGCCUAACCAGUUCUGCACAAACAAAUCACUGUAAGGAAACAGAUGGAUUGCAAAUCCGAUAUGUUGACGGAUGUCCUACUACUAAGGAUUUACGAAUACAGGCAUCAAGAAGGAUGAUCUGCUCUUGGACAACCAACAAAUCAUCCUUGUCAUAUCAUUGUGUCAUAAACCCAUCCAUUUCAGAAUUUAUGGAGGUGUGUGCAAAGCCCGUUCAAAUCAUAGGUGGCCAUUGUGCUGAGUAUAAUUCUGGCGGCGAAAGAAUACAACCAAACGUCCAAACAUCGUGUCAACAUCACGAGAAACCCUGUCCAUCCUCGUACUGGUCAGUCGAUGCUUAUAAGUAUACGGGGUGCUAUGCUCUUGUAAAAAGGAAUACAACAUUUACCGAAAAAUCGAAUGCAGAAAAUGAACAUAAUUCAACCAUGACGAAUUUAAGAAUAAAUCACUCGACCACAGAAAAGGCCGUUUUGGUAUCUGGAACUUUGUCACCUUUCCUAUGUGUAAUAAUGAUAAUUGCCAUCAUAAGGAUCAAAAUCAAACACACCAGAGAACUGAAGGAGAGAUCAAACGGGGUUACAGAUUUUAAACAGAUCUACAUUACAAAGGGAAGACACAGUGUCACUGAAAGAGACAACAGAUGUAUCAUGUCACGUGAUAGUGAAAUAUUCCGGGGUGAAUGUGCUUGAAUAAAGAGCUAAAGAUAU